Molecule: messenger RNA, 1466 nt
Organism: Mugil cephalus (flathead mullet)
Lineage: Eukaryota; Metazoa; Chordata; Actinopteri; Mugiliformes; Mugilidae
Exons: 6
Coding region: 137-682 (181 amino acids)
Cellular component (GO): membrane
Source: RefSeq, a predicted model, not a curated record
GUUGAAGUGUGUGAUGACCUCAUCUUUCAGUAUUUUUGCAGGAAGGUGAACAUCAUGUCUAAAGAGUGAGACACUUGUUUGAGACAGAGUGUGAACUACAAGUACUGCUCAAGACAAACGUGAACAGAAAGGCAUCAUGGCCUGCGCCGACAUUGACAUGGACAUCCUAUCUGACGAGGAGCCGCUGAGAGGUGACAAGAGGGAGACGACAAUUGCGCGACAUUACCAGGCCACAGAGAUGAUUCCAGAAAACAAAGGGCCGCUUCACGAGCUGCUGAAGAAACAACCCGCCGUGUUGGGGUCUCUGCAGAUUGUGAGCGGCAUCCUCAGCGUUGGUGUGGGAAUUCUGUUUUCUGUGACACUGGAGAUGAAAACCACCCUUCUCACUCUGUUCAGAGUCGCCCAUCUGACUGGAGGACUCUUCAUAAUUGCUGGACUCAUUUCCAACCUGCUCUUUAAAUAUCCAGCCCUCCUAACUGUGUCCCUUGCGGUUAACAGCGGCUGCAUAGUCGUGGCGGUUAUUGGUGCUAUUCUGAUAAGCGUUGACCUGGCUAAGUUCGAACAAGGCAACGAACCCUGGCGGAUGGAGCUACUGGAACUUUGUGUUUUGGGGCUCGAGACUUUUCUCUCUGCAGUCCUCUGCUUCUGGUUCUUCAAAGAGAAAGCAGCAAAAUCAAAAUGAUCAAAUGUUUGAUGUCUUUCUUUCUUUUUUCUUUCUUUCUUUUUUUUUACAUACAUUAAAUGCUUGUAUAUGAAGGGAAAUGAAACCGUGUACCAUUUUUUUUGCAUCGUGUUUGCCUGUUUGUUGCCCAUACUGUAGUAAACAGCUAUGCUGUACAACCCGUGCUGUGGUUUGCGUCUGAUAAUUGACUCGAACUGAGAACACAGGAAUUGUGGCGAGCAAGCGUCAGCUCUUCUCAUGUGCAAAAACCACUCUUCAUCCCCUCGACUUCAGCGUCUCUUUGAGUAACGGUACUAGUGCACUUUUGUCGGCCUAUUUGGAAGGGUCUCUGUGUGUGUGGUUUUUACACUCAGUUAUCAGUGGAAAUAUCUGCUGCUUGAGUUCAGCUGCAUUUCUCAAAGUUUCAGAUGGCUUCGCAUGCUGGCAGCUUUACCGGUGAAUGAAGGAGGUUAUACAGAUCUGCUUUACGUGUGUGUUAAUUUGAAUGAAUGCAAUAACGUGUUUAAAAGAUUUUAUUCGUCUGUACAAAUCUGUCGUAACAAGACUGGCAAUAAGAGAAAUAUGACAGUACAACAUUGUCGGGAAUAGUUUUGUCUAUUUUUUUUUUUUGUUGUUGUUCUGUAAAAUACAUCUACAAUAUAAACACAUAUCUAGUUCAUUAAAACAAAUGUACAGACCUGUGACGUACCAUCGCGACAGUGUAUAUUUAUGUGUGAGUUUUCAAUUUACAGUGAAAUGUAACGGUUGAGUUUGAGCCAUUAAAGUCUCAGUGUUCCGAAGUUCA